AAAUUCUCAAAUAAAGAAACAAAUAGAAUUAGAAUUAGUUAAAAGAACUAACUUCACUCCUCAUUAGUCACAUGAUCUUCUUGUUCCCAGAAGCUCUCGAUACCAGUGUCAUUUCACAGAUCCAAAUCUACUGAGAAAAUCUCAAUCUUCAAUCUUCUCUACCGUCAUUUUCCAUGGCAAACGCCUGGAAAAGAGACAAACCCUUCCGCCUCCUCUCUCCAAAGUUACUUUUUUUACUCUUCUCUUCCACUCUCCUCUUACUCUUCCUAUACUUCUCUUUCCUCACUCCUCGUCCUUCAAACCCUAACCCUAACUUCCUCACUCUCAACACCAACCUCUUCUCAUCUUCAAUCCCUCCUUUCGAUUGCAUCAAAUCUCCGCAAGCUCAUCCAGUAGUUGCCAGCGUCGUUGAAGGUGUUCGUUACCCGUUUCUAUUUUCGCUUUCCGAUUUUGGAAACCUACCUGAUAAACCGCAUAAGAACAUUGUGAGGUUGCUUAAAGGGAAGGCUUUUCGGAAACCUGAUAUCUCUGUGACUAUUCAGGAGAUUCUUGAGAAGGCUAAGAGUGAGGGGAGUAAUGGGUUUGUUGUGGAUGUGGGGGCUAAUGUUGGGAUGGCGAGUUUUGCGGCUGCGGUGAUGGGGUUUAGGGUUUUGGCGUUUGAGCCGGUUUUUGAGAAUUUGCAGAAGAUCUGUGAAGGGAUUUACUUUAAUAGAGUUGCGGAUUUGGUUACACUCUUUGAGGCUGCUGCUUCGGAUCGUAUCGGUAACAUUACCGUUCAUAAGUUGGUUGGUAGGCUGGACAAUAGUGCGGUAUCCGCCACAGGAGCAAAGUUGGCAUUUAAGUCCAAUGAAGAAAUAGCUUUUCAAGUACGUACUGUUCCGCUUGAUGAAGUGAUUCCAACAUCAGAGCGUGUGCUUCUGCUCAAAAUAGACGUUCAGGGUUGGGAAUAUCACGUUCUCAAAGGAGCUUCAAAGUUACUCUCACGGAAGGGAAGCCAAGCUCCCUAUCUCAUAUACGAGGAAGAUGAGCGUUUAUUGCAGGCUAGUAAUAGCAGCGCUAAAGAAAUUCGAGACUUCCUCCGUAGUGUGGGUUAUCAUGAUUGCACCCAACAUGGCACAGAUGCACACUGCACCAAGAAGGAUUGAUUGGAAUUUUGGUUUGGUUUUGCAUCCCCCAUAUGGAAAAUCAAGUCAUUCCUUGUUUGUCUACACUUUCCAGGUGACUAACACCACGUCUCAGCAAAUUGUUAAGCAGUGAACAAUUUGAUGAAUUGAUUACAGAUGAUGAUGAUGGAAACCGUUGAGAUGGGUGACAGCUGCACUGCUAACCGCAAGCUGCUUAUCAACAUCAUGCAAAAGUAUCUAAUGGACAUCCAUUAUAUUCAACACGAUUCUUGUGUAGAUGUCUUUGGAUUUUACCGAGGUUUUGUAUACAAGCUUUUAGUUGUAAGUUUCCAAUUAAAUUUGUGUAUCAUACACACAGAAUACAAAAGCUUCUCAUGUUUGAUUUGUCAUAACUAGUAUGAAGUUUGAACAUAUAGGAGAUUAUAUCCUCUUCAUUCAGGAGAAACCAUGAUCUGAAUAAUUUAUAAAUGGGUAAUGUGAAAUUGUAUAUGUUCCAGUACAAAGUAAAUAACUGGCCAGCUCAAAUAAACAGAAUGUGCUAUGCAUAUGUGCUACAAGACUAAAUAAUAAAUGAAUUGUUAUCAAGCUUCAAUUUGUAUGCAACUUGAAACAUCUGAGUGCACUGCAUCAUCUUCCACUAGCCAAAAGCAACAACCCAAGCUUCAGAAACCUCCUUGCAGGAUUCCAAAGAUAUCUAAGGUUUCAAAACUGUAAUUC
This is a messenger RNA of Vicia villosa (hairy vetch), 1841 nucleotides long. RefSeq lists its product as uncharacterized. The coding region runs from base 174 to 1145 and encodes 323 amino acids. Lineage: Eukaryota; Viridiplantae; Streptophyta; Magnoliopsida; Fabales; Fabaceae. The record is from RefSeq and is a predicted model, not a curated record. The transcript is spliced from 2 exons.